Polypterus senegalus (gray bichir) is the source of this 3298-nucleotide messenger RNA. RefSeq names its product cell division control protein 42 homolog. The transcript has 7 exons. Bases 480 to 1055 code for a protein of 191 amino acids. The record is from RefSeq and is a predicted model, not a curated record. NCBI's taxonomy places the organism in Eukaryota, Metazoa, Chordata, Cladistia, Polypteriformes, Polypteridae. Gene Ontology annotation, molecular function: GTP binding; GTPase activity. Gene Ontology annotation, cellular component: dendritic spine. Gene Ontology annotation, biological process: small GTPase-mediated signal transduction; modification of synaptic structure.
UACGUAUGCUUGACUUCCGCCAAAAGUUCAGUGUUCAGAGGGAGGAAACAGGUGAUCUUCAAUUUCAGUAACACUUCAUCAGGAACGAGCCAUUCCAAACAAAUUUAUCAAAAGGUUGUUUUGCACGGUACUGUUUAAGACAUACUACAACCUAUUGCGGAGUCUGCACGCUACUCAAAGAGAACCUCGCUUCCUGAGUCGGACAUCUUUGCAGAAUAACCCAUUUUACAGCGCCUGAAAUCAGAAGUUUUUGAGUACGGUCACCAGUGUGUAACUUACUUACUUCUACUUUGUCGGGAAGAUGCCUAAGGGAUUUGUAUGAAUUUAAAUAUCUAACGGAAAGUUUAUUUUAAUUCCCGAAUACUAAGCUGCUGCUUCUUUUUUUGGACUAAGUUGAGUCAAUCACCUGCUGACGAUUUUUUGGUGUGACUUAAAGCAACCUUUCUACUGUAGAUUUUACACAGGACAUCCGUUGAAAGAUGCAGACAAUAAAAUGUGUUGUGGUAGGAGAUGGAGCUGUUGGCAAGACUUGUCUUCUCAUUUCUUACACAACAAACAAGUUUCCAUCAGAGUAUGUCCCCACGGUAUUUGAUAAUUAUGCAGUGACUGUGAUGAUUGGAGGGGAACCGUACACUUUAGGACUCUUUGAUACUGCUGGGCAGGAGGACUAUGACAGACUUCGUCCACUAAGUUAUCCACAAACGGAUGUCUUCCUUGUAUGUUUUUCUGUUGUUUCUCCCUCCUCCUUUGAGAAUGUUCGUGAAAAGUGGGUUCCUGAAAUCUCUCACCAUUGUCCACGAACUCCAUUCCUACUAGUGGGCACUCAAGUUGACCUGCGAGAUGACCCUAGCAUUGUAGAAAAACUUGCUAAAAAUAAACAAAGGCCAUUAUCACCAGAAGUGGCAGAAAAAUUAGCACGGGAUCUGCGAGCAGUGAAGUAUGUAGAAUGCUCCGCUCUUACCCAGAGAGGACUGAAGAAUGUUUUUGAUGAAGCGAUCCUGGCAGCUCUUGAGCCUCCCGAGACUAAACAAAAAAGAAAGUGCUGUUUACUAUGAAGAUAUCUCUCCAUAUAUUUAAGCAUGGAGAUGUGACAACUCUUUAAUUGCUGACCAAAAGAUGGAGGUUUUGUGCUGCUGAUUAUUCCAAUACCGCUGUACUAAAUGUGUGUGACUGCCCUUAACUAUUUCAUUUAUGAAUGGCUCUGGCCAGCCCAUUUUCUAGUGUUGUGGAAGGGCAAGUUUGAAGUCAUAAACGAGAUUUAAGAGCAGUAAGGCUUCUGUGUUGAGCUUGAUUCAGAAGCCCUUUUUAGAUAGGAAUGAGGCCAUCCUACUAAAUUAUUGCAUUCAAGACUUUCAUCUUAAUAUGCAUUAUAUUGGAAAAAUAACUUAAUUCCAUACGGUGGCUUCUGUUUAGGUUCUCAUUUUUUCUUAUGUUAGCAUUUUUUUUUUUAUUCUACUUUAAGACAUGUAAUUAAAGGAAAUGAAGGUGGUUAUACAAACUUCACAUACUGUAAGGUUGAGUGUGGUUAAUUUUCAGAACAUCACUGUUUGCCCUUCACACUCCUAGUUAAAUCGCUGUUAAUAAAAGCUUUUUAGCUGGAAUUGUAGCCCCCCCUGAACAUUCUGAGUAGGAAACCCUUUUAUUCAGGCCUUAAAAAGCACAGAGGCAGCACAGAUCAAGUUUAAGUUUCUUGCCGUCUAGGAUUACUUAUUUAUGCAUUUAAGUACUUCACUCCAUAAGUAAUUUUUUUGGUUUCCUUACUAGAUAAGCAGUGUAUAUGUGUAGUUAUUUCAAUGUACCACCAUUUCAUAAUCUUACUUGACUAAUAAGGGGGAUGACAGUUGUCUUUUUGUCACCUUUGAGCUGCCGCUGAUUGGACUGUCCUACUAGCAGUUUAAUUUUGGUUUUGUUUAGUCAAGAAAUAAGAUCUGCUGAAAAAACUGUGUCUCAAGCUAAAUGCAUUAUUCCCGUAAUCGGUUACGUUAAGUUCAGUAGCAGUCACGGUAGUCAAUUUGAUUCAUUCUGUGUCAGUGUGUGUUUUUUUUAUUUUAUAAAAUUUUUCACUCAUGUAAUAUUGUCCAUUGCCAAAAAUGUGGAAAUAGCAAGUAUUAAUAAGUAAACAUGUUUAGCAUCUGUGACAAAACACUUCUGUGAUGUUUGUUAAAAAAAUGAAGUUUCCUUUGCACUUGGGCUUUUGGUAUAUGGCACCAGCUUUGAAUGUUUUGAUGAUUAGUAACAGGGCACAAGUGGUUUAUUUCUAUUAAUCUAUUAGUUAAUAUAAAACAAAUAUAAAGCUAUAUUUUGAAAAUUCCUUAUUUUUUCAAAUAAAAGCUGACAACUUUUUAAACUGUUGUAUUCAAUAAUCAGUUGUACAUCUAGUCCUUUUUGUACCUUCAUGAUUGGGAUUUAGUUCCAAUUACAUUGUAAGUGAAUAACCAGCCAAAUUUAUUACUUUAUUUCCCUUUGUAUUUUGUGGCUUAUGUCAGUUGGAUUUUUCUAUGGUAUGAAGAUCUGAGUCCAGAACUGAAUCCACUUUGCUUCCAUUGUUUCUGGGAUAGGCACUUGCUCCCCCUCGCCAUUAUAAGGUGAUUAAAAAAAAAUGAUGGAUAAAGAGCUAAAAUUAUUUAGUGCUUUAAUACAUUAUACUGUAUGUAUACAUAUGGUAAUUCCAUGUAACAUGUAUCUCACCAGUAGUUUUGAAUAUCUUAAGCCAAUGUUGUGUGAGUGACAAUCCACUGUCAUUUUUACCUUGAAUGAUAAAGUGGUUUGAGCUAUAUUUUAAAUGUAUAUAGCCAGUAAAAAGUGGAUAUUAUGGUCUACAUAGGUUACAGCGUUAACUUUGAAUUAUCUUCCUUUUUGAGCUACCUCAUAUACACCAAAGACAGAUCUGCAAUUCACCAGCUAUUGCUUACCAGUUAUCUUUUUGUUCAUAGUUACUGCAAGCCUCUGCAUUGUUAUCUAAGAUUUUUUUCUUAUUGAUUCCUUGUCCUUUCAAUAAUUUUUAAUCCAUUAGUGUUUAUUUACAAGCCCUUCACAUGGGUCAGAAGUGCCUGUUGAUGUAUAACGUCAACUGGCAUGCUGAAGCCUUGCUAAACUUAUUCAAUAUCACAGGACUGCUCUGUUUUGUUAAGUACUGUCUUUCCACAUUUAAAUUCUUUUUAUUUGAAAAGUUAUAUUUUUGUGCCCCCUUUUUUACAUUAAGAGAUCAAAGGUUUCAUGAGAAAAGAAAAUGUCUGUCUUUAUCUUAACGAUUUUGCUAACAGUUUUGAAUGGGAAAUAAACUUAUUUAAAUGUCAAA